Molecule: messenger RNA, 811 nt
Organism: Ilyonectria robusta
Lineage: Eukaryota; Fungi; Ascomycota; Sordariomycetes; Hypocreales; Nectriaceae
Exons: 1
Coding region: 357-716 (119 amino acids)
Source: RefSeq, a predicted model, not a curated record
UCAGACAAGUCGAUGGUGGGAUUCCCUGGCCCAAGAGUUGUGGCUGUUUGUAAGGGUGAUGCCUGUCCCAUCCUAUCCUGUCAUAUCCUGUCCUUUCACGCCGUUGUCUGCCCUGCCGUGUGCGUGUGUACUUUGUACUGCAGGGAAUCCCCAUCAACUUCGAGCUUCCUCUCGGGUCGUGUUCAGCUCCCAGCCGAUUACCCAAAAGUUACGCCAUGGCCGCCGCCCAACUCUUGGGUGUGAAGGCUUUCGCUCCGGCCCACGGACCGUCGUCCACGUCGAACUAAUUAGUACGAAGGAGCCCGAGGCGUGAGGCGGACCUUGCCCUUUGUUGGAUCGGAUCCUUGGUUCAAUGGAUGGGCUGGCUGGCUUCGCUGGAUGGCUGUCCUCACCCUCACCCUCACGAGAGGCCGCAAAUUGAGCCCGCCUCCCUUCCCUUCACUUCACUUCACUUCACUUCCCUUCCCUUCUCGGCUUGCUUCGUCUCCCCGUGUGCGAAAGCGUGCUCCCAAAGCAAAUUGCGAACUGCGCAUGACGAGGCGGCCACCAAAACGCCGUGGCCAGCCCGCGCCCACUGCCUCGUCGUGCCCCUCGAGGCUCGAUGCGAGCAAGGGAUCCUCGAGCAGGGAUCCUCGACCUGGACCCCCGAAGCCGGGAUAAGGCGCAUUGAGAAUUUGGGACGAAACCAACCGCCGCAGGUUGUUUUGUUUGUUUGAUUGAUUAAUCGUUUUCUCGGGCCCUUUUCUGGGCGACCGGGGUGUGAGAGGACCCUCUCUAAUUGACGAUGGACGAUGAACCACAUACCGUACCC